Molecule: messenger RNA, 1098 nt
Organism: Pectinophora gossypiella (pink bollworm)
Lineage: Eukaryota; Metazoa; Arthropoda; Insecta; Lepidoptera; Gelechiidae
Gene: Osi23
Exons: 5
Coding region: 1-1098 (365 amino acids)
Source: RefSeq, a predicted model, not a curated record
AUGAAUUACGUGAUGUCUCGCCGUAUGAACUUCAUAUUUCUAUUUCUAAGUUUAGUUUCCUGUUGCCAUGGUGACCAGAAAGAAGAUGGUGAUACGUAUAUGAGCCGAUUCGUCGCUGAUUUGUGGCUCGAGGGAGCCGAUGUGGUCAGGAUUAUAUGGAGAGACUGCUCCAAGAAGCUAGUGGACGUGAAAGACGUGAUAGACCACAAGGAGUACUUCCCCAAGUUCGUGAGGUGUAUGAAGAGAAAGACCCUCAGAGCAUUGGACCGGUCCCUCAGCCCAGAUGUGGUGCCUAUAGCCGACGGCGUCAACCUGGUCCGGUUCGAGAUGGUUGACCGCUCUGGUAACGUCAUGGCGGAAAAUGAGACCAGUUCAUGGACAGAAAAAGAGCUGGACGAGGGAGAAUGGAGAACACUAGCGCUCCGGCGGAUGGCGAGGGUCCUAAGAACGCACGUCAUCAAAUUCGACUUUGACGACGACAAAACCUUGGAGAAAGUUGAGUAUCGCGGCCGGCGUCGCCACCAGAUGAUGACGAUGAUGAUGUUCGGGGUGGUCUCCAUCGGCAUGGUGCUCAUCCCGAUGGGCUUCCAGUUCCUCGCCGUGCUGGGGGGCAAAGCCCUACUGUUGGCCAAGAUGGCGCUCAUACUUGCCUCCAUACAGGGACUUAAGAAGAUUGCUGCAAGUCCGUUAAACUACGGGCUCUACCACUCGUACCCACCUUACGAACACUAUGAGAAACGGAGUCGCGACGAUUGGCCAUCAGUUCUCAUGCCGACAACACCGCCUUCAACGUCCAUACAUCCCUGGCCGAUGCAAGCUGGAGACAUCAAGGUCGAUAGGAUACACAUAGCAAGAGAAGACAUAAAAGAAGAAGCAAAUACUAAAAGAGAGUCGAACAAACUAAGGAUUGAGCCACGAUUGUAUCCAGUAUACAUUGGAGCACCAGAAACGUCGCCUCCAAUAUUCACGUCAAUAGAUGCACCUACACCUCUAGCAGACUUGACGACGAGGCCAGGGGAAGUCCAGGCAGAUUUUGCCCUGGACCUACCCUACAAUGGAUUUCGUUUUCAAACUCCCACUGCUAUCGUUUCAGCUUGA